Coffea eugenioides is the source of this 552-nucleotide messenger RNA. RefSeq lists its product as uncharacterized. Gene Ontology annotation, biological process: maturation of SSU-rRNA from tricistronic rRNA transcript (SSU-rRNA, 5.8S rRNA, LSU-rRNA). NCBI's taxonomy places the organism in Eukaryota, Viridiplantae, Streptophyta, Magnoliopsida, Gentianales, Rubiaceae. Gene Ontology annotation, cellular component: nucleolus. The record is from RefSeq and is a predicted model, not a curated record. Bases 44 to 505 code for a protein of 153 amino acids. The transcript has a single exon.
AGGUGUAUCAUCCACCAGCCACACGGAUGAUGGGGGUUCGAAGAUGGACUUUAAGUCCAUAAUGAAAGAUAUCGAAUUUUUGGGCUCUACACACAUGACCUGGAAAGAGAAGAAAGAGCUGGAGAACAAGAAGGUUGUCUCUUUGGGCGGAAAGCCUCCCAAGAGGCAGAGGUUACCCCUUAGUGUUGCAAGAGUGUCAAUGAAGAAACAGAAGGAAAGGGAGGAAAAAAUGCUUCAAGAGAAUUUGAUACUCGGACGAUUUUCAAGCAAUCGUGGUAGGGAUGCUAAAAAGACAGAGAGGCGCAGUUCCGAGGACAGAGUGCUGAAGUCAACUGAAGGUCAUUUUAGAAACGGUGUGCUUGAUGUGAAACAUUUAUUACGACCUUCAGCGCCUAGAGUCAAUGAUAGCAGGCCUGUUGCUGAUAAGAAAAAGAAGAAGAAAAAGGGUGGUAAGAAGACUCGUGGGAAGAGAAAUGGUGGUAGGAAGCACCGGCAGGACAUCUAAAAUUGCUUGUAUAAUUAACGUGUUGCAGGGCUCUAACUGGCCGUGGA